AUGGAGUUGCGUCUGGCCAACGAAUCUGAUAAAGAUAAAAUAUGGGAGAUUCUUCAGCAAGCAAUUGCUCAGCGCAAGGCUGAUGGAAGUAAACAAUGGCAAGAUGGUUAUCCCAAUCUUGAAACUGUGGUCAAUGAUAUUAAUAAUAAAUAUGGAUAUGUUUUGACCGAAAAUGGUAUCGUUAUUGCGUAUGCAGCUGCCAUAUUUGGUAUUGAACCCGCAUACAAUGAUCUGAAAGGAAAAUGGUUAACUAAUGGCGAAUAUCUGGUGAUCCAUCGUGUUGCAACACACAACAAUGUGAAGGGACGCGGUUUAGGUACAAAGAUAUUUGAGAUGUUUGAAGAUAUUGUAAUUUCAAAAAAGAUUUAUAGUAUCAAAGUUGAUACAAACUUUGACAAUAAGAUAAUGCUCCAUAUCUUGGACAAACUAAAAUAUGUCUAUUGUGGAGAAGUUAUAUUUGAUAGGGCUCCAAAAAUGGCAUUUGAAAAAGUUUUGCAUCCUAAAUAA
Messenger RNA from Trichomonas vaginalis G3, 507 nucleotides. Its product is annotated as acetyltransferase (GNAT) family. Bases 1 to 507 code for a protein of 168 amino acids. NCBI's taxonomy places the organism in Eukaryota, Parabasalia, Trichomonadida, Trichomonadidae. Gene Ontology annotation, molecular function: acyltransferase activity, transferring groups other than amino-acyl groups. The record is from RefSeq and is a predicted model, not a curated record. The transcript has a single exon.